Molecule: messenger RNA, 1770 nt
Organism: Eutrema salsugineum
Lineage: Eukaryota; Viridiplantae; Streptophyta; Magnoliopsida; Brassicales; Brassicaceae
Exons: 2
Coding region: 1-1770 (589 amino acids)
Source: RefSeq, a predicted model, not a curated record
AUGGAAAAAGUACUUAAGUAUUCUUGCUUACCCCUUCGUUCUCCACCCACAUGUUGUAUGUCUGAUCCUGCUCACCCUCACAUCCUUUGUCGACCAUACGAUCCUCCACUCUCGGUCUGCUUUGCGUGCAAAGGCCAGAACUUGAAUGGCAGUCGUGGGCUUUAUUUCUAUUGUGCUACAUGCAAUGUGGAAUUUCACAAGGAUUGUCAUAAGUUUCAGCCGGAGAUCAUUCACCCUUUUCACCCCUCCCACCAACUCACCUUCAUCUCCUCACCAAACCACGAAUCCGAUGAUUCAGAAACAUCCAAAGCUGCUGGUGCUACUCAUUUCUAUGUCUCUGGUGGGAGUUUUCUGAAAUGCAAAUGUUGUCUAAGACUUCUUGGUAAGUUAUACUAUCAUUGUUCUACCUGUAAGUUCAAUCUUGAUGCUUCUUGUACGAUAAAUUCGCCACCCUCUACUAUCUUGCACAAGAAGAGCCACGAGCACACCCUCACCCUCUUUCCUAGAAGACUCUCUUUACCAUGUGAUGCUUGUGGUUUGUCUCUCGAAGACACCGCAGAUCACGUGUACACUUCUGCCCUUCCUUCGGGUGGUUUUCCUUGUGGAGUUUGUCGCCAAACAGUCGACGUCAAUUACGGACAAUACUCUUGCAUUAAGGGGUGUCCUCAUGCGUUCCACUCAAAAUGUGCAACGAGGGAUGAUGUCUGGGAUGGAAAAGAUCUUGAAGGAGUGCCCGAAGACCCUGAUGAAGAUACCGAGCCAUUCACGAAGAUUGAUGAAUACACGAUCCAUCAUUUCAGUCAUGAGCAUUUUCUAAAGAUCCAAGGGAUGUGUAACCCUAGUGAUCGUGAAAAUAAGUUUUGUCAGGCUUGCAUCCUUCCGAUCACGGCUUCUGACAAUUACUAUAGUUGCAUGGAGUGUGAUUUCACUCUCCACGAAGUAUGUGCAUGUCUUCCUCGCAAAAAACACCAUCCAAUACACAAACACCCACUUACCCUCCUUCAUCCAUUCCCUCCCAAGCGCUAUGACCUUUGGUUUGGAGAAUUUGCCAAAGGAAUGGUCAAAUGCAGUGGUUGUCACCGAGAAAGUUGCGGUUUCAUAUACCGAUGUAGCGAAAAGAAUUGUGAGUUUCAAUUAGAUACAAGGUGUGCUUCCCUUCCUGAUCCUUUAGUCCAUGGCAGUCAUCCACAUGAUCUUUUCUUCAAUCUAACCAAAGGUAGAUGCAUGGGUUGCAAGUCUUACAACUGUUCACCGUAUUCCUUGGAAUGUAUUCAGUGCAAGUCCUUUUUGGGCCUUCGUUGUGCUACUUUGCCAUCGGUCGCUUAUUACAAGCACGAUAAACAUCUACUUAGACUAUGUUACGGCGAAGAAGAAGAAGAAGAAGAAGAAGAGAAGACAACAAAACUCAAGUAUUGGUGUGAAGUUUGUGAAACAAAAUUAGAUCCAACGGAGUGGUUCUAUACAUGCGAUGAAUAUUGCAAUGUCACAGUUCAUGUUACAUGUUUAUUGGGAAUAGACAUGUACAUGAAGCCUAACCAUAUCAUCAAAAUAUAUGAUAAUGAGGUUGAAAUUGUCCGAAAUGAUGGUAACUUUCGGCCAUUUUGUGAUCAGUGUUCUCUUCGUUGCUUGAACACCUUGGUAUUCAGGAGCCUAAAAGGAAAUUUUUGUAAUUUGGAAGAUAUGAUGGAUUUAUGGAGCCUGGAGUCACUGCAAGAAAGGAUGGAUAAACUGAAAAAGAUGAGCGAAGCGGCAGUGAGCAAUGAUGAAUGA